CCCAACGUACAUGCUGUCAAACCAAGCGAGUGACCACAUCAGCCUGCAAAGGUUCGCCGGCUGUGAGACUGCUGGCUCAUCCAUUGCUAGCUUUUGUCCAUCGGCUGUUCGCACGUUUUAAUAACCGUCGUCAUAUUCUUUUGUGAAUUGUUGGCCUCGUCUUCGCCGCCCACUGACAAUGGCUGAUCCUAAAUACGCAAACUUGCCAGGAAUUGCCUUUAACGAGCCGGACGUGUACGAGACUGGAGACCUUCCAGAAGACGACCAGGCUCAGUUUGAGUCGUUUGUACAAGAGCUGGAGGAGCUUUGCAGUGACAGCGUAGAGAGGAUUGUGGUCAACCCCAACGCAGCCUACGACAAGUUCAAAGACAAGCAUGUCGCCACGAAAGGACUUGACUUCUCAGACAGAAUUAGUAAAAGCAGAAGAGUUGGCUAUGAAUCAGGGGACUUUGAAAUUCUUGGAGAGGGCUGUGGGGUGAAAGAGACUCCUCAGCAGAAGUACCAGCGCCUGGUGAAUGAGAUCCAGGAACUCAUUCAGGAUGUAGAUACAAUCCAGGCUGCCACAAAGGAAAGCAAUGUAGAGGAGCGCCUGACCCCAGUCGUGCUUGCUCAGCAGGCAGCUCAACUCAAACAGCAGCUGGUUUCUGCCCAUCUCGACUCACUGCUGGGACCACAGGCACACAUCAACCUGGCUGAUCCAGAUGGAGCUCUGGCUAGGCGUCUACUCACUCAGCUGGAAGUGGCCAAGGGCAGCCGUGGAGGCCCUGCAGGAGACAGCAAGCAGGCAGCAGCAGCUAAGGGCCCAGAUGGAGUUGUACUCUAUGAGCUCCACAGCAGACCAGAGCAGGAGAAAUUCAACGAGUCUGCCAAGAUGGCAGAGCUGGAGAAGCGUCUAGCUGAGCUUGAGAUUGCUGUUGGCUCAGGAUCAGACAAGCAGGGACCUCUGAGUGCCAGUGUACAAGGAGCCAGUUUGAUGGACACCAUAGACCUGAUGCAGGCAAGGGUCAGUGCACUGGACUCUGGUACUCUGGAUCAAGUGGAGGCAAGGCUGCAGAGUGUCCUUGGGAAGAUGAAUGAGAUUGCGAAACACAAGGCAACAAUUGAGGAUGCUGAUACACAAAACAAGGUCUCGCAGCUUUAUGAUGUGAUGCAGAAGUGGGACGCCAUGUCCACCUCUGUGCCUCAGGUGGUGCAGAGACUUGUCGCCGUCAAGGAGUUGCACGAGCAAGCCAUGCAGUUUGGCCAGUUGCUGACCCACCUGGACACCACUCAGCAGAUGAUCAACAACUCUCUGAAGGACAAUAACACUCUGUUAACACAGGUCCAGCAGACGAUGAAGGAAAACCUGGUGGCUAUUGAAGAAAACUUUGCUUCACUAGAUCAGAGGAUGAAGAAGCUCUCUAAAUAAAUGAUGGCAGAGUGGGGGCUGGUCCAGGAGAGUGUAAAACAUGGACAAACAAAAGCAAGCUCGAUAGCACUGAGAGAGGACUCUGGUUUUUUUUUUAAACACUGUCCUUUCUGGUUAUCCCUCUCCUGAUCUCUGCUCAUGCCUCUGCCUUUUUUCACAGAGUGGGCUGUUAGUUUGGAAAAGUUUUGGGGGUAAAAAGGUAUCACAAAAAAGAAGACCAAAUAUUUUUGUCCACCCUCCUUUCCUCUUCUUUUCUUUUGUGUCAAAUUGAUAGCAACUGUAAACCCGUUUCUCCACUUUAUACAUAUGCCACUCGCUGAGAGCAGUCCCCCUGCUUACUGCAUUUUAGACUGGAUUGAUUUUAUAAUUAUUAGGGUUAAACUUAAGAAAAAAAUUCCUCUGGACCCUCACUACAUUGUUGGAUUUGUACUGUAUACGUUGGUCAAAAUUAAAUGGAUCACGGUUAUUGUUGGAUUGAUGGUUGACACGUUAAAAUGUGGCCAGGUAUGUACAAAAAAAAAACAAAAACAUCUGUUGUCCUUUUCUGUUGUAGCCGGAGUGUCAGGUUCAAGUCAUACACAGAAAGCUUGUAAAUAAAAAAAUGCUUCACGCACAGUCGCUUGUAACUAUAUUAUUAUGACUGAGACCAGAUCCCACAGAUACAGACACUUUUAAUCUGCUUCAUCAUCACCUACAAGUGAACUGUAUUGCUCAUCUGUGGUCAUGGAAACCGAUCAAUAAAUAAAACAGAAGUGAAUACGC
Solea senegalensis (Senegalese sole) is the source of this 2170-nucleotide messenger RNA. RefSeq names its product dynactin 2 (p50) (gene dctn2). Gene Ontology annotation, biological process: mitotic spindle organization. The transcript is spliced from 16 exons. The record is from RefSeq and is a predicted model, not a curated record. Bases 179 to 1408 code for a protein of 409 amino acids. Lineage: Eukaryota; Metazoa; Chordata; Actinopteri; Pleuronectiformes; Soleidae. Gene Ontology annotation, cellular component: centrosome; dynactin complex; cytoplasm.